Messenger RNA from Penicillium cataractarum, 1722 nucleotides. RefSeq lists its product as uncharacterized. The transcript is spliced from 5 exons. The coding region runs from base 1 to 1722 and encodes 573 amino acids. Lineage: Eukaryota; Fungi; Ascomycota; Eurotiomycetes; Eurotiales; Aspergillaceae. The record is from RefSeq and is a predicted model, not a curated record.
AUGGGGUCCGAACUUGGAGUCAACGCCAACUCCAAGGCGGAGCUCAGUCUGACUCCUGUCAGCAUCUGGUGGGUGUGUUGGACAUGCGUUUGGACCACUGUUAUUGCGAUAGGCAUGGUCUACCUGAUCAUUCAUCGAAAUUCAACCCCCCUUCGACUUCGAGGCAUCGGCCUAUCACUGUCGGCCGUCAUUCUCCUUCACUUAUAUUGGAUAUCAGUGCAGUUGGGGUUAUUGGUCGGCUCAUUGGCACCAGGGGACGCCGAAUUCUGGAUCAUGGGCACUCUGUUGCCGUGUGGCAUUGCCCUUUUCCACGCAUCCAAUAGUCGCUUCGUCCAUGUUGCGAAUCUCCAGAAAAGAUAUACUCGCCCCAACAGCCGUCUUGUCGGGCUACCUUAUGGGAACACUGCUUUUGAACCCAAGGGCGGCAAGGGCUUGAUCGAUCGCUUCCGACGUCUUGACUAUACCACCAAGAGUCUCAUCACUGUGGGCUUUGCAAUGCUCCUCCAAAUAUUCCUCACUGCGUCGAUGUAUAUAAUUUCCCGCAAAUGGCAUAGUUCUUGGGGUAUCCCCGGCACUGAGGUUACUGGGACUGCGAUGGAGCAGAAAUCCGAGAUGGGUCGAGGCUGGGAAUGGUGGCCUGGCGUGUUUUGGCAAUUCUUCUGGUCUUGGAUCGUUGCUCCCAUUAUUCUCUGGAAGUCUCGCGAGAUCCAUGAUACUCAGGGCUGGCGAGUUCAGACCAUUGGCUGUGCUGUUGCCAGUCUCCACGCUACUCCACUUUGGCUUAUAGCCCUCUAUGUUCCUGCAAUGGAAGUGGUCAACAAUUAUUGGCUACCUGCUCAGUGGAUCUGCCUAUCGAUCGUUUUCAUCGAGAUCUUUACUGUAUUGCUCCCUUGCUGGGAGGUUUUCCGACACCAGUCCCUUCACCAAGAGACUCUUGAUUUGAUUGCCGAAUGGGAGUCGAAGCAAAAGUCUGCUCCCGAAACAAAGUCUUUAAAAUCUGCCACGGCAACUGUCGAGUCUAUGAUGUCAGGCUCUGUUAAAACAGACGUAUCCGAUGAGAGUGUGAUGUCUAUGCCUGCUCUCGAACACGUCCUCGAUCGUGAUCCUGCCUCGCUACAGAAUUUCUCAGCACUCCACGACUUUUCUGGAGAAAAUAUUGCCUUUCUUACGAGCGUCGCCCAAUGGAAGAGCUCCUUACAGGAUGCCUCCGAUGUCGAAGAUGAAGAGGAUCUCAAAGAGAUGCUACAAGAGCGAUACAAUAGCGCCCUUUCUAUCUACGUCGAAUUUGUCAGUCCUCAUGCCGAAUUCCCGAUCAACCUAUGUUUCCAAGAACUUUCAAAACUUGAGAAUAUCUUCGAGGAACCCGCUCGUAUCAUCUAUGGUGAUGAACCCGAGAUGAACGCGAUUGCACCCUUUAAUAUUCCCAGCUUCUCAAGGCUACCCUCGGCCAUGUCGUCCGACGGUUCUGAGAAGGAUAUUCAUGUAACAGCAUCCGUGUUGCGAGACCGUGUAUGGUAUUGGGGUGAUGUUCCCGAGGAGUUUGUCGCCUGUGGACUUGGUGCGAAUGUCUUUGAUGAGGCGGUAAAGGCAGUCAAGUAUCUCGUCCUCACAAAUACUUGGCCCAGGUUUGUAAGGAGUCGAAGCAACACCUGCCGAUUGCCAGGUACUACCGCUGGUAGUGGCUUUGAUGUUGAGCUUGCAAGAGCGCAGCAUGUGAACUGA